Opisthorchis viverrini is the source of this 234-nucleotide messenger RNA. RefSeq lists its product as hypothetical. Lineage: Eukaryota; Metazoa; Platyhelminthes; Trematoda; Opisthorchiida; Opisthorchiidae. The record is from RefSeq and is a predicted model, not a curated record. The transcript has a single exon. Bases 1 to 234 code for a protein of 77 amino acids.
AUGAAUUUCACAGACUUCAAAGCCGCCGGAAUCAAGGAGGAGAACAGACAAAAUAGGCCCGCCACGGCAGGAUACACCUUCAUUCAAUUUCUGGACCGAAUUUGUGAGGUUGAAGCUCUAAAAGAAAAACUAUCACCUGAAAAAUGUGGUCGCGGGAGAACGUCACGUGCACACCGCGCUUUGGUGGUACCAAGUAGCGAAUGCUCCUGGGAGACGUCUAAAUGUUCUGAAUAA